This is a messenger RNA of Zingiber officinale, 2033 nucleotides long. RefSeq names its product delta(24)-sterol reductase-like. The coding region runs from base 127 to 1812 and encodes 561 amino acids. Gene Ontology annotation, biological process: steroid metabolic process. The record is from RefSeq and is a predicted model, not a curated record. Gene Ontology annotation, cellular component: membrane; cytoplasm. NCBI's taxonomy places the organism in Eukaryota, Viridiplantae, Streptophyta, Magnoliopsida, Zingiberales, Zingiberaceae. Gene Ontology annotation, molecular function: FAD binding; oxidoreductase activity, acting on the CH-CH group of donors, NAD or NADP as acceptor. The transcript has 3 exons.
GAACUGAAAUCAUCUCUGCGCCCGUCUAUAUAUUGCUAUUGACCAGUAACGCUCCUUCCCCACACCUUCCCUAGGUACUUGCUGCCUUUCUCGCCGGCCCCCGUCGUCCGCUUCCAGGUGCAAAUCAUGCCUGAUCUGCAGAAACCUCUCGUACCGCCCAAGCGAAAGAAAAUUUGGGUGGACUAUCUGGUUCAGUUCAGAUGGAUAGUUGUCAUUUUUGUUGUGCUGCCAGCUUCGUUCUUAAUGUACUUCAGUCUGUAUCUUGGUGAUGUGAAAUCUGCAAUGAAAUCGGAAAAGCGUCGCCAGAAACAACAUGAUGAAGAUGUAAAGAAAGUUGUGAAUCGGCUCAAGCAGAGAGAUCCCAAGAAAGAUGGACUUGUGUGCACAGCAAGGAAACCGUAUAUUGCUGUCGGCAUGCGUAAUGUUGACUACAAACGUGCACGGCAUUUUGAGGUUGAUCUCUCUGCUUUUAGAAAUAUACUCGAGAUUGAUAAAGAGAGGAUGAUUGCUAAGGUGGAGCCUCUGGUUAACAUGGGUCAGAUUACUAGAUAUACAGUUCCCAUGAACCUUGCACUAGCAGUGGUUGCCGAGCUUGAUGAUCUCACUGUAGGAGGACUUAUCAAUGGAUAUGGAGUUGAGGGGAGCUCACACAUAUACGGUCUCUUUUCUGAUACAGUUGUUGCCAUGGAAGUUGUGCUUGCCGAUGGCCAAGUUGUGAGGUGCACCAAGGAUAACGAGUACUCGGAUCUUUUCUAUGGGAUUCCUUGGUCUCAAGGAACCUUGGGCCUCUUAGUUUCUGCAGAGAUAAAAUUAAUACCUAUUAAGGAAUAUAUGAGGGUUACCUAUACUCCUUUCAGAGGAAAGCUAAAGGAAAUUGCUCAGGCUUAUGCUGAUUCGUUUGCGCCCAGAGACGGAGAUCCAGCAAAGGUUCCUGACUUUGUCGAGGGAAUGAUCUAUAAUCCAACUGAGUCUGUGCUCAUGACCGGCAGGUAUGCAUCGACAGAAGAAGCUAAAAAGAAGGGCAAUGCUAUUAACAACAUUGGCUGGUGGUUUAAAACUUGGUUUUAUCAGCACGCGCAGACUGCUCUUAAGAGGGGUGAGUUUGUUGAGUAUAUUCCCACUAGAGAGUAUUACCACAGGCACACAAGAUCUUUGUAUUGGGAAGGUAAGCUCAUCUUGCCAUUCGCUGACCAAUGGUGGUUCAGAUUUCUUUUGGGCUGGGUAAUGCCUCCUAAGGUUUCUUUCCUCAAGGCCACCCAAGGUGACGCUAUUAGAAAUUACUACCACGAUCAUCAUGUCAUCCAGGAUCUCUUGGUUCCUCUGUACAAAGUUGGAGAUACUUUCGAGUAUGUUCAUCGUGAAAUGGAGGUCUAUCCGAUAUGGUUCUGCCCUCAUCGAUUGUUCAAGCUUCCAGUUAGAACUAUGGUGUACCCGGAGCCAGGAUUUGAUCAUCAUCACCGACAAGGCGACACUAGCUACGCGCAAAUGUUUACCGACAUCGGUCUGUACUAUGCUCCAGGUCCAGUUCUCAGGGGCGAAGAGUUCGAUGGUGCACAAGCAGUUCGCAAUCUGGAACAGUGGCUGAUUCAGAACCAUGGUUUCCAGCCUCAGUACUCUGUCUCCGAGCUCACGGAGAAGAACUUUUGGCGGAUGUUUGAUGGUUCCCACUACGAGCACUGUCGGCAAAAAUAUGGGGCGGUAGGGACAUUCAUGGGCGUCUACUACAAAUGCAAGAAAGGAAAGAAAACCGAGAAGGAGGUGCAGGAUGCUGAGUCUGAAAUCCUCGAACCAGCCUAUGCUGAAGAAGCUUAGCUGGCCGAACCUCACUGAGUUUAUGUGGUAGAACUUGGAGUUAUUGUAGGGCCAAGCCUGAGUUACUUAGGUGGUCGCUUUCUGAAUUUUCUUGUAGUUGAAUCAUCGAACUCCAAGGUGGAUCUGGUUAUGUCCUUCGUUAAGCAGUAGCAAUCCAUUGCCCAUUGCUGCUUUCCGAAACCUGUUCUGGUAAUCUUGUUAAUCUGAGCUGUUUUCUUGUA